Molecule: messenger RNA, 507 nt
Organism: Exophiala aquamarina CBS 119918
Lineage: Eukaryota; Fungi; Ascomycota; Eurotiomycetes; Chaetothyriales; Herpotrichiellaceae
Exons: 1
Coding region: 1-507 (168 amino acids)
Source: RefSeq, a predicted model, not a curated record
AUGAUGAAAAUAUCAUCCAUCUUGAAUGACAGCGAUGAUGAGCAAUACGAGUCAAGCUCCACAUCUUGCUCGUCAGAAUCGAGUCCGUCGCCAUCGAGCUCGACGUUGUCGCCCACCAUCUCCACAUUAUCGCUGUCCUCAUCUCCACCUGGCACUAAGCGCACCCAACGCAAGCGCGCACGCCAGGACUCAAGACCCAAGAAAUCCCGAGGAGCCUGCCACAAGUACACGCGUGAGCAGGAGCAUUUUAUAUGGUACCAUAGGACCGAUCUCCACAUGCCGUGGGAUCAAGUCGAACAUGAGUACAAGCAGUAUUUCAACCACGACCGUGAAAAAGGCGGGCUUCAAUGCAAGUACUAUCGAGUCCUCAACUCCUACAAUGUUGAAAAGGUCCGGCAGCAAACGAAAUGGGGCCAAGUCAUUGGCAAAGCCAAAAUUGGAAAAUAUGGCCUGCUGGCAACGGUUAAGUGCAAUUAUCCCUGGAUCCGAUUGCAACAGGGAGCAUGA